CUCUCUUUCUGGCUCCGGCCAAAGUUCACAUCUCAAUCUGCCAGCUAUCGCCGUCUCGGCUUCCAAUAUCCAACAGACAUCAUCACUCCCUUCCCUCGACAAAUCUCAGUCAUCGGCCGUCCACAACACGGACACACAUCACCCCUCUAGACCUCGUCACAUCACAAGACGGUCUUUCAACAUGUCUCAAGGGAGAAACAACAACUGGCGCCACAGCCCCCGAGGCGAGCACGCCGGCCGGUUUGACCAACGGCGACCUGACAACUGGAAGGAAGGCGAUGUCGCCUUCCUUCUGCCCGCCUCCUCAUUUUCGGCAGAGGACCACAACAACCUCAUCGCAGGGGGCUACAUGGCCGAGAAAGCAACCGGUCACCCCGUCAUCAUCCUGAAGAGGAUAUCCGGCCAGUCGACGCACAUCCUGGUCACCCCCGUGUCGGCCUACAGCUCCGGCGACUUCAACAAUUUUCUUCCACCCUGGAGGCAAAUCUGUCACUCCAGAAAAAAACCCCGCGACUUCCGGUCCUUUGACGGCUGCGAAAGAUCCAACAGUGACUACCCUCCGCUGUUUCUCGAGGGAGGGAUGUCCAUGCCCAAGCCCCAGGCGUCUUGGGUCAACAUCCAAAGCGUCUGGUCCGUCCCCCUCACCGUCAUCGGCCGCUUCCACAAGUCCCGGGACCACCUUCGAGUGCGUCAUGCAAGCCUCGACAGCCUGCGGGCACACAUGGCCCGGAGGUGCGCCUUGUGGUGCGAGUCCAACAGGAGACUCGUCGCCGCCGAGCCUCGACCCGCCCACCCCUUCUCGCCUUCGCCAACCUCAACGACAACGGCAACAACACCAGCAACUAGAGCAGCACCAGCAACGCCAGCAACUCCAGCAGCGCCAGCAGUGCCACCACAUUCGCCGGUGAGGUCAUGGGCUUCCAUUGCUUGCGAUCCAACCUCACAUGCUGCCUCAACCACCCGCCGCUGGUAUAUUUCCAAUCCGGCAGCCUCGUGUGCGUGAUGUGACACGAGCCAGACACUCUAGAUCUGGG
Molecule: messenger RNA, 1034 nt
Organism: Lasiosphaeria miniovina
Lineage: Eukaryota; Fungi; Ascomycota; Sordariomycetes; Sordariales; Lasiosphaeriaceae
Exons: 2
Coding region: 182-1003 (273 amino acids)
Source: RefSeq, a predicted model, not a curated record